AUGCAGACGCGAAUCUUUUCUACGGUCUGGUUGUCGUCUUGGAUGACGAAACCUUAUCUGGGCAAAGAGUACUUGACAGAUACGCUCUACCCGCUCACUAAAUUACGCAAGGGUAUCCAAGUUGAACGCCAUUGCCGCGCCGACGACGACGCGGACAACAACGACGAGAACGAGCGGUACACGCAUGGAUUGGAGAAGACUUUGAACGUUGUAUGGAAAAGUCGGGACCAUUCUUCGCUCCAAUCUACUCGAGGCCAGCACCUUCUGCAUUCGUCGGCGAAAUAUCAACAGCGACUUGAGGACUUCUAUCACUGCUGGGAUCGCCUUAUCAGUCGCCAAGAUGAGCGCUGGGUUCGCAAGGUUACAGGACACGCUAUGGCUAUCGUGGAUGCACAAGAACCUCUAGAAGGCGCAGAGGCUCAGUGGGAGGAUCGACGACGACGUGCUUAUGGACGUAUGAGCCUGAGGCCUUCUGCAACUCCGACAUCUCGCGACUGCACCAUUUACGAGUCCCUUUUCCAACUUUCUGAAGAACCUGUUGAUUCCAGACAGACUGAACUCCUGCCAUUCAGACAUUGGACUUCUGCGAGCUUACUUUUCUACGAUAUUACAUUUUCGGACCUUUUUCACAGUGGUGUGGCAUACUACAUGGUAUUCAGAGGAGCACCAGUCCACGGGUAA
Pseudocercospora fijiensis CIRAD86 is the source of this 681-nucleotide messenger RNA. RefSeq lists its product as uncharacterized. The record is from RefSeq and is a predicted model, not a curated record. Bases 1 to 681 code for a protein of 226 amino acids. The transcript is spliced from 8 exons. Lineage: Eukaryota; Fungi; Ascomycota; Dothideomycetes; Mycosphaerellales; Mycosphaerellaceae.